Molecule: messenger RNA, 7781 nt
Organism: Xyrauchen texanus (razorback sucker)
Lineage: Eukaryota; Metazoa; Chordata; Actinopteri; Cypriniformes; Catostomidae
Product: transcription factor SOX-6-like
Exons: 18
Coding region: 566-2926 (786 amino acids)
Biological process (GO): cell fate commitment; positive regulation of chondrocyte differentiation; regulation of transcription by RNA polymerase II
Cellular component (GO): nucleus
Molecular function (GO): DNA-binding transcription factor activity, RNA polymerase II-specific; RNA polymerase II cis-regulatory region sequence-specific DNA binding
Source: RefSeq, a predicted model, not a curated record
UUCUGAUGUUGCAGGACGGGAAAUGCUUUGAAUACUUACGACAUGGCCGCUUGCAUUGAUUGCCAAGAUUGACAGCAGUAACCAUCGUCUUUAUCUCGCUUCUGUUUUAGAAUAGAGAGGGAAAACGCGAUAAACAUACUUCCAUCUAAUCUCCACUCAGCAGUUUUGACAGUUCAACUUCAUAUAGCCAAAGCGGGAUUCCCUCUACGGUCAGUGGAAGCGAUACACUUUAGCUUUUUUUUCUUCUCCUUCUUUCUUUGCUCUACAACAGAUCAGUGUUCAUCAUUUAUAACCUAUUCCAAAACAAAAACGGGAUACAGCGAAGACGAGUGUUUGUGAUUGGUACCCCGCUCACAUCAAGGACUUUCUGCCCGUGGAUUUGUGGAGGACCUUGUGGCUUUGUGAGAGUAAAGAGCAUUUCCUAACUGGAUCCGCCAAGCAGAUAUAAAGACUACGGACAGAUCGCAGACGAACGCUUUUGGUGCCAGCCAUUUUCAUGAAUUCAAAAUCAACUCACCAGUGAUCUUUGGGAGCUGGGGAUCAAGUCUUUCUGUUUAUAAACCAAAUGCUGAACAUGGAGGGCUUUCUGCGUAGCAGCUUUUUACUGAGCAGAAUCAUGUUUUCCAAGCAAACCACCUCACCAUUUGCCUUGACCCCUGACGGAGGCGAAGAUGGAGUGAAUCAGGAGCGCAUGUGUUGGGAAAAGGAGGAGAACCUGGAGACGCUGGCUGCCCCUCAGCUGCCCCUACACAAUCUGCUCCACAACAAACCUUCUCCGGAGGAGCUUCAGCCAAUCAGCAGCAGUGUGCCACCUGAAUCUGACUGGGACAGCCUGAUUUCGGCCCAGCAGCGCAUGGAAUCGGACAGCAAUAAAGUGUGUUCCUUGUACUCCUUCCGGAAUAAUUCUACCUCUCCGCACAAGCCAGAAGAGGGAGCCAGGGAGCGCGGUGACCUGCUGAGCAGCUCAGCUUUCGGAACGCCAGAGCGCCGCAAAGGAAGCUUGGCCGAUGUGGUGGACACACUGAAACAGAAGAAACUGGAAGAGAUGACAAAGACAGAGCAAGACGAAUCCUCCUGCAUGGAGAAACUCCUUUCUAAAGACUGGAAAGAGAAGAUGGAGCGACUCAACACAGGUGAACUGUUAGGAGAAAUCAAAGGUACUCCAGAGAGUCUUGCAGAAAAGGAGCACCAGCUCUCCGCCAUGAUCACUCAGCUCAUCAGCCUAAGAGAGCAGCUCCUCACUGCCCAUGAUGAACAGAAGAAACUUGCCGCCUCGCAGAUGGAGAAACAGCGUCAACAAAUGGAACUGGCACGCCAACAACAAGAGCAGAUUGCCAGACAACAGCAGCAACUUCUGCAGCAACAGCACAAAAUCAAUCUCCUUCAACAGCAGAUCCAGCAGGUCCAGGGUCACAUGCCUCCGCUCAUGAUCCCCAUUUUUCCACACGACCAGCGCACUCUAGCAGCAGCUGCGGCAGCCCAGCAGGGCUUCCUUUUUCCCCCAGGCAUGUCCUAUAAGCCAGGUGAUAACUACCCAGUGCAGUUCAUUCCAUCCACAAUGGCAGCUGCUGCCGCUUCAGGACUUAACCCUCUCCAGCUUCAGCAACUCUACGCUGCCCAUCUGGCCAGCAUGCAGGUCUCUCCAGGAGCCAAGAUGCCUUUGCUGCCCCAGCCCCACAAUUCUGGUGGGUCCAUCUCCCCGUCUGGCUUGAAAAACGAGAAGAGGGCCUCUACCCCACUCACUCAAGUGAAGGAGGAGGGAACACAGCCCCUCAACCUCUCUGCCCGACCCAAGACAGCUGAGCUGGUCAAAUCCCCCACAUCCCCCUCACAGAGCCUCUUCCCAGGCAGCAAGAGCAGCCCGAACCACCUUUCCAAGAGCAGAGGUAUCCCCAGCCCAAUUGGAGGAAUGGGCCGUGGCUCGUCUCUAGAUAUCCUGUCCAGCCUGAGCUCAACAACACUGUUCGGAGAUCAGGAUGCUGUGAUGAAGGCCAUCCAGGAAGCCAGGAAGAUGAGGGAGCAGAUUCAGAAAGAGCAGCUACAGCAUCAUCAGCAGGGCAUUGAGGCCAAACUGUGUGCCCUCACUGGCAUGGGCCUGAACAACUGCAGGGCUGAUAAGGAAAGGUCUCAUUAUGACAACCUGAGCCAUCACCUAGGUAAACUAGGUGAGGAUGGAAAGAUCGGUCACAGAGUCAUCGACCUCACCAGGCCAGAGGAUUUUGAGGGAGGCGCCAGCAAUACUGAAGCACGGGUCUACAGGGAACCUCGGGGAAGGAACAGCAAUGAACCUCACAUUAAACGGCCCAUGAACGCCUUCAUGGUCUGGGCCAAAGAUGAGCGCCGCAAAAUCCUCCAGGCCUUCCCAGACAUGCACAACUCCAACAUCAGCAAAAUCUUGGGAUCUCGCUGGAAGUCCAUGACAAAUCAGGAGAAACAGCCGUAUUAUGAGGAGCAGGCACGGCUCAGCAAAAUCCACCUGGAGAAAUACCCCAACUACAAGUACAAACCUCGGCCUAAGCGCACCUGCAUCAUUGAUGGCAAGAAGCUGCGAAUCGGCGAGUACAAGCAGAUGAUGAGGUCGAGGAGGCAGGAGAUGAGGCAGUUCUUCACUGUAGGGCAGCAGCCACAGACACAGAUUCCCAUCACCACCAGCGCAGGUGUCGUCUACCCUGGUGCCAUAACCAUGGCGACCACCACGCCCUCCCCUCACAUGACAUCAGACUGCUCCAGUGCAUCAGCCAGCCCUGAGCCUACCAUCCCCAUCAUUCAGAGCACCUUCAACAUUAAGAUGGAGUCCGGCAGCCUGGUACCCAACAACCCAGUGAAUGGAGAGGAUGAGAUGGACAUGUACGAGGACUUUGAGGAUGAGCCCAAAUCGGACUACAGCAGUGAGAAUGACACACACGAGCAUGUCAGUGCCAACUGAGACAGCGAAGAAUAUCCUUUUAUUAGAGGGAAUACUGAAGAAGAUGGAAGAGAAAAAAUAAGUAAAUCCAAAAUAGAAAAACUUGUUUCUGAUGAUAUACCUUUUGGGAGCCAGCAUGCAGAUGUGGCUCCUGCAGAUUUAACAGCUAUUGUGUUUUAUUUUGGGAGUUUUAUUGUAUUGAUUUAUUUCCUUGUGUUUUGAUCAUGAACAAUUUAGGGUAUUUCCUACAAUAUUUUGGAUAGUAGGACAUUUCAUAUGAAUGCAUAACUCAGUCUUACUUCAUUUCAUAUAAAUGUACACAUGCACAGUACAUGUACUUUUUUUUUAAGCGUACAUUACUGUUUUUGAUGGGGUUCUAUAUCUCACUCAGGUAUGCUGUACCAGCCAACAGCUUGUGAAUGUUUUUAAUCAGAACUAUUUAAACUGAAAAAACUGAAAACAAAACUUAAUUUGAGAUUUCAUAAAGCGAAAACAUUUACAAGUCCUUCUGAACCAUAGAGGGAAAUUCUAAAACUCCCCAUUAAUAUUAGUAUUAUUAUUUUGAUUUAUGUUGUUGUUUUAAAAUGUCCAGAUGUGCCAAACAUAUCAUAAGCUUCCUGCUCUUAAAUCUUAAAAUGUAAAGUCUUAAGGGAGACACCGCACGAGUCUCAGACAAUCCUUACAAUAUCACAGAACUUAAAAAGCCCACGCUUUUCACCUCUCCAUUGAAUACCAUGUUAAAUUGCUCAGGAACUAAGAGUGUCAUAGUUCUCUGGGAGGUUGAAUGCAGUGAUUGCCCAAACAGCACCCUCUCUCAGCCCUCUAGUUCAGUCUUACCCGCUCAGUUCUUAAUCACACUGAUUGUAAUCAGGCCAGAAUGCCAAGGGGCCAAAUGGCAUCCAAUCUGCAGAAUUGGCAGUGAAAGGCAGCUUUGGUGUAUUACAAUCACAAAUUGCUGUUGUGCAAUAUGUACAUGCACAUUCUGCUAAACUCUUUAGCCCCGUUUUCCAGGGCAGAACGUUUAAAGUCUAUUAUUUACGCUUAAGUCUUUUGGACAUUGUAAAUCUUAACUGACAGAAGAUAGUCUUAAAGCAGAGCACACCCUUUGGGUUUCUGCAGUGUGUUCAUCAUUAAGUCUUAAGAGAACACCCAGUUUACCUGGAUGUUUUUGGCCAGUUAUGCAAAGUGUUGGGGGAGUAAAUAACAAAAUAUGGCAUUUAUUUGAUAAAUCUUCCUUUCAAAAAAAUUGUGGAUAUAUACUGCCUAUGCGCUUGGAGAAUUUUGCAUUUAAACCAUAUUAUUUUUACAAUAUUUAAAUAUAUGCUUCAACUAGUUGAUCUGAAAAUGUAGAAAAGACAAAUCUGCCGAAUGUGGCAAUUUCAAUCAUUUUGCUUGGAUUGGAUCUGUUUUGAGCACUUGAAAAAGAAAAAAACAAUCAAGUCAAUACAUUUACACUCAUGCUGCUAAUGUGUCCUUUGUAUUCAAAUAGGCAGUCCUGCAGCUCAACUAAAUCAUGCGGUAGAACAGAUCUCAGGUUGUUUCCAUGUGGAAGGACAGCCAAGAAGCAGCUAGCGGUCAGGGCCUCUUGUUUUAGAUUUUGGCCCUAAUGAAAGCUCCAGCAGGGCAUGAAUGCCAUUCACCUCUAUUUACCUGACCUCUGCCCAGCGUACACCCUGCCUCAAGGGGCUGCCAUCUGGCUCCCAGCACCGGCCCAUGCCCAAGAGAAGGUACCAAACAAUGGAGACGAGGCCCGUGUGGUUUAUUUUAUAUGGUGUCUCUUCAUCAAAGUUUACGUGAAAGGCCGCGGCCAGAAGAUGCCCAUGAGGUGCUAGCGAGCAGAUGGAACAAGUAGAUCAAGCUGUGGGGGAUUAUUAAAAUGACUGACGAGUCGCUAUCAUCUGAAAUACAGCAUUAUUAAUGCAUGAGUCCCACUAUUUUCCCUUUGCCCUUGAACCUGCCUGUUUCAUCAGUAACCUAGUGAUUAGAAUAGACAGUAAAUGUCAUAGUGAGGCUGCUGGUCACUGUAUUACCCCCAAAGGUCUAAAUGGUACCAAUGGGUAUUAAGCGCUUAUUUCUCCAGCAGUUAAAGCAUUAACUCUUAUACUUAGCCCCCCUCUUUGAAAAGCAUUUACUUAAUUCAUAGAAGUUUUGAGCAGUAAUCUAGAAGCUUGUAUUCGUACCUUUAUUUUGUUUGUUUUGUUUUAGUUUGUUGUAAUUUUUACAUAAGGGACAGUACUUGGCUGGGUGUCCCUUGACAUCCACAUUCACAUUCAUUCUGUUUUGUUUUUUCACUGCUUAUAAGCCAAUGUUUACUGUUUAAAGCUGUUAUAUCUGUUUGCUGGUGGAUUGGUUGAUUUGUACAUGAUUUGUACAUAUUUCCUUGAUAAGCCAGUUCUGUAGGCUGGUAGUAGACAAAAGGACUGUGUUUGGGACUGAAACUUGAUUGCGCUUGUAUAAGUCUAAAAAAAAAAUGUCAAUCUUACACAGAGACAAUGAUUCAUAAGUGUUACAAGCACUGGAUAUAAAUGGUAUUUUUAUCAAUUCUGACUAAUGUGAAGCUGUUGUGCGAGAAAAAAAGAAAGAAAAACAAUCUACAUGAACUAGUCACCUGUUUGGACUCAUGUGAGCACGCCUCACAGUUGCCAGAUUUUAGUAAUUUUUCUUUCAACAUUUUUUGUUUAUUUAUGCAAAGACACAUGAUGAAUGAACACUUUGUUUAAGCUCCAGUGCUGCCUAGGGGAGAAAGAGCAGUAUACUCGACGGAGAGGCUCAUGUAGUGACUGGCCAACUGAGACGCACCGGACUUCAGUAGCACAUUUUAAUGGUCAUCUAUGUUUGUGUUGUAUAUUGUAUUUGAAGCUCUCUAGUGCAUAUAGACAUUUAUUGUAUUUAUUAGCCAUUGUUGGCUCUAAAAGUGUCAGUAGAACAUAAUUAAAGGACAAUCAGAGAACAAGAAUAAAAAAAGUAAAAUUUUAAACCGAAUUGGAGCUCAAAACAGUUUCUUUUUCUUUAAAACAAAUUUUUUUUUUGCCAUCUCAUCAUUUUUUUUUUCUCUUUGCAUUGUAAAUAUAAAAUAGGAAAAUAGAAUUCUAUUUUUGUUCAUGGAUACUUGUACUGAAGUAUAAAUUAUGUAUUUUACUUUUUCAUUUUUUGUGUAUGUUGUUGGUCAUUGUUAAAAAAAAAAAAGAGAAAAAAAGAAAUCACAAACUGACAAUUCACUGUACCUCAUGUAGUUGCUGAAUGCGCACCCCUGUUGAUUGAGUAGUACUGGUCAGACACCUGAGACACCCGGGCAUCUCACUUUCGUGUGUUUCAGUGAUGAAUUUCGCACUCCAUGCUGAGUUAACCAGCCAUUUCCUAUUACAUUCUGGCUUCCUUCUAUGUUGUAAGUGCAUUCUUUAACAAAGGACAAAUCUUAAAAUCAGUGCAUGUAAUAAUUUGUCUUUUUUUUUUUUUUUUCUAAAUGCAGAGGUACUUGCUGAAAUUUUUAUAAUUGGUUAUGUGCCAAAUUUGGAUGAGAGAAUAUAUAAUUGCAGGGCAUCAGUUGUGCCAUAUCAUACAGCAUCAUUUGAAAACACACCUGAGCAUACUUUUCAUUGGGGAUGUGCAAAUAAUUAUUUGUUUUUUAUGCUGCACAAUGCAGACCCACUCUGUGCAUUUGAGGUUCUCAUACAGUAUUAUUCUCUGUGUUGUUUCAUAGUGUUUAAUAGAACUUUUCCCAUCCAGCCAACAGCAACUAAGACUAUAAUACAUAACUUUCACUGCCAUAUAAAUGCAAAGUAGGUACAAUAACUGAGGACAAAGUGUGGGUGUUUCUACUUAUCUUACUGUAAUGCUUUUUUUUUGUUUUGGUAUGGUCUUUUGUGAUGUAUAUUGUGGGAUAGUUUUUGUUAAUUUAAUCAGCACAUUUCACUGACAUGCUGGACUGACAUGCUAGCUGCAGUUCAGAAGAAUACAAUUUUGCUGUCAGAGGCAACACUUGCUGUUGUCAUUGGUACUUUGCUUUUAGAUUUCUGUUGUCUUUCAAGAAACAUUUUGUGUAGCUCCUCUUUCGCUAGGGACACUCUUAUUUUGACUUCUGCUAGCAGCCUGAUAACACUUUUUUCUUUCAUUUUGUCUUUGUGUGCUUGUGCGUGCACACGCGUGUGUAUAGAUACCGGUUUCUCAGCAGGUACAUACAUCCAUGGCAGGUAUUAAUUUUCAGGCAUUAAAGAUAGUAUAGUAUUUGUUGCUGCUUUUGAAAGAAAAAAAAAGUUUUAAUCCUGAAAGUGUAAAUAGUUUAUCAUAAUAUCUUGUACAGUCCAGUGUAAAGUUUUUAAUUGAUCUUAAAAAAGUUUUCCAUCACAUUUGUGUUCACAUUCUUCUUUAUACAGUACAAAAGACAGCUAUUUGCUAAGGAUAUUAUUGUUUAAAAAAAAAUAAAAAAAAAAACGUACUAAAAAUAUUUUUGCUUGGCUUUAGUAUGUAAACCAGCAAGCCAUUGGUUUCCAUGUGCAGUAUUGACGUGAGGUAAAUUAAUUAAUGCUACAGUUGUAUGUCCAGAGACUAUUCGUCUCUGUAAUGGUAGUAUUAUUAUAUCAAAUAAAAAAUACCAGAUGAAUGACACAUUUUGGUGUAUUUAGACACCUUUGUGGAUUGUACAAAUAUCUAGGUUGUCUCCCCACAAGCAGCAUUUGGCAUAUUGUAAUGUAACACAUUUCUACAGUAUAUUCUCAAUUCACUGAUGUACAACGGCAGAUGAGGGUGUUCCUGCCUGUUUGCUUAUUUACCUCAAGAGUUCCUCUUUUUCCAUAUAGGAUAGACUACACACACGUAUGACAAAAUCGUCUCACCAUCAUUCAAUCUUUUGUACUGCUGUUGACACUUACAAAUUAAA